CUUGCCUCUAGCGCAGGCGCAAAGAGUGCUUCAAUAUGGCCGCCUCCGUGGAUCUGGAGUUGAAGAAGGCCUUCACAGAGCUUCAAGCCAAAGUUAUUGAUACUCAACAGAAGGUGAAGCUUGCAGACAUACAGAUUGAACAGUUAAACAGAACAAAAAAGCAUGCACACCUUACGGACACGGAGAUUAUGACGCUGGUGGAUGAGACUAACAUGUAUGAAGGUGUAGGAAGAAUGUUUAUUCUACAGUCCAAGGAAGUGAUUCACAACCAGCUGUUAGACAAACAGAAAAUAGCAGAAGAAAAAAUUAAAGAGCUGGAGCAGAAAAAGUCUUACCUGGAGCGGAGUGUUAAGGAAGCUGAGGACAACAUCCGAGAGAUGCUGAUGGCUCGGAGGGCACAGUAGGAGCUGCUGGGAAACUUCCUCCCAUCUGAUCCCUCCCAUCCUGUCAAAGCAGGAUAUGUGCAGGGUGCUGCCCCCCUCUGCUCAGCGGCCUCAUCUCUCCAUCACCCUGAGCCCCUGAGCUCUCAACAGAGGGAAGACUGGAGGGCAAGAGAAAGCUGUCCAAGCCUGUCACUAGGCAUGUGGGUUAGACCAGGUUAGACCAAUAAAAAGCUAUGUCUUACUCUAUGA
This is a messenger RNA of Grammomys surdaster, 632 nucleotides long. It is a transcript of the gene Pfdn1, whose product is annotated as prefoldin subunit 1. Gene Ontology annotation, molecular function: protein folding chaperone. Gene Ontology annotation, cellular component: prefoldin complex; cytoplasm. The record is from RefSeq and is a predicted model, not a curated record. The transcript has 4 exons. Gene Ontology annotation, biological process: protein folding. The coding region runs from base 36 to 404 and encodes 122 amino acids. Lineage: Eukaryota; Metazoa; Chordata; Mammalia; Rodentia; Muridae.